UUACUUUCCUUCCCAGUUGCCCAGUGGGACAGUUGGGUCUCAGCAGCUCAAGCGGCUCCAUCGUAACCACAAGCCAACCGACCAGUCAACCAGCCAUGAGCAAGUCCUACUCCUCCUCAGCUCAGUCUGCCUCCUCGUACCGCCGCACCUUCGGCUCUGGCGUUGGAGCAUCCCCAAUGUCUUCUCUGUUCUCCUCUGUCGGAGGAGGCCGCAGCUCCUCUUCCAGCCAUAUGGCCUCCAGGGUCUAUGAGGUCAAGAGCACCGGUGUUCCGUCCUUCUCCAGCUACAGGGUGUCCUCUGGUGCCGGGGGAGCAGGGUUCGGCUCUUCUACAGCCGUGCGCUCCUAUGCCGGUGAGAAACUCGACUUCAACCUGGCCGAUGCCAUGAACCAGGACUUCCUCAACACAAGGACCAACGAGAAGGCCGAGCUCCAGCACCUCAACGACCGCUUCGCCAGCUACAUCGAGAAGGUGCGUUUCCUGGAGCAGCAGAACGCGGCGCUGACGGUGGAGAUUGAGAAGCUGAGGGGCCGCGAGGGGCCCGGACGCGUCGCUGAGAUGUAUGAAGAGGAGAUGAGGGAGCUGAGGAGGCAGAUUGAGGCCAUCUCCAACCAGCGCGCCAGAGUGGAGGUGGAGAGAGACAACUUGGCUGAUGACCUGCAGAAACUCAAGCUCAGACUUCAAGAAGAGAUUCACCAGAAGGAAGAGGCUGAGAACAACCUGUCUGCUUUCAGAGCCGAUGUUGACAGUGCAACUCUGGCCAGGCUGGACCUGGAGAGACGCAUUGAGAGUCUGCAAGAGGAGAUUGCCUUCCUCAAGAAGAUCCAUGAAGAGGAGAUCCGUGAGCUGCAGAGCCAGAUGCAGGACACUCAGGUGCAGAUCCAGAUGGACAUGUCCAAACCCGACCUGACUGCUGCUCUGAGAGACAUCCGCAUGCAGUACGAAGCCAUUGCUGCCAAGAACAUUGCAGAGGCUGAAGACUGGUACAAAUCCAAGGUGUCUGAUCUGAACCAGGCCGUGAACAAGAACAAUGACGCCCUGCGUCAGGCCAAGCAGGAGAGCAUGGAGUACAGGCACCAGAUCCAGUCCUACACCUGCGAGAUCGACUCACUCAAAGGCACCAACGAGUCUCUGCUGCGCCAGAUGAGAGAUAUGGAGGAUCGCAUGGGCCGCGAGGCUUCUGGGUACCAGGAUACAAUUGCAAGGCUGGAGGAAGAUAUCGCUAAAAUGAAGGACGACAUGGCCCGCCACCUGAGGGAAUACCAGGACCUCCUCAACGUGAAGAUGGCCCUCGAUAUUGAAAUCGCCACCUACCGCAAGCUGCUGGAGGGAGAGGAGAGCAGGAUCACUACCACUAUGCCUAUGCAGUCUGCCUACUCCUCCAUUGGAUUCAGAGAGACCAGUCCUGAGUCCCAACAUCAGCGCUCAUCAGAGGUUCACUCCAAGAAAACUGUUCUCAUCAAGACCAUUGAGACCCGUGAUGGAGAGGUCGUCAGUGAGUCCACACAACACCAGCAAGACAUCAUGUAAACAAGAAGAAGAAAUAUUAAAUAAAUAGUAUAAACAGUGAAUAACUUUCCUACCACUACUAUAAUGAUUUGUAAGCUGAGCCUGUUUUCCAAUACAGAAUACUAACCAUUUCAUCUGAUCUAAAUUCAACCAGUAUACAUUUAGUCCAGUUUAAUAGAUGUAGUAUGAUGGCACAAUGCCUUUAGCCUGGUUUUAAAUAAAGGGCAUUCCAUUAUUUCUUUACUUAUGUUACUUUCCUUCUCUCAAAAAUAUCAGGAUUAUUAUAUCUUGUCUACAAAAAUACUUCAGAGGCAAAAGUAGCAUUUCAAAUGCACAAGGCUUAUAUUUCUGUAUUUGCCGGGAAAGUUUGCAAGCUGCAAAACAGAUCGAUGUGCCUGCAACACCAUGGCCAAACAUCCUUUUGUAAGAGUCAAUUUCACUGCACAUAUUCCAAGAUUUGUUUGUGCAAAUGUACACGUAUAUGAUCGAUUAAGAUGGGCUAUCUGUGGGACUGAUUUAAGGAAAGUGACGUGUUAGUCUUGAAAAAAUGCCAAAAACACAAACAUCGAAUGAAAAGGGAACUCAGUCAUGUUUGAAGUUUGAGCUCUAUAGCAUUUGCUGGGUCUUUGAUUGUAUGUGUAUGGGUAACCGUGAUGUGGUGCUGCUCUGGAACAAAAAUCUCAAAUAAAGUCAUUUAUCAUCACA
Molecule: messenger RNA, 2213 nt
Organism: Amphiprion ocellaris (clown anemonefish)
Lineage: Eukaryota; Metazoa; Chordata; Actinopteri; Pomacentridae
Gene: desma
Product: desmin a
Exons: 10
Coding region: 96-1529 (477 amino acids)
Biological process (GO): skeletal muscle organ development
Cellular component (GO): sarcolemma; cell-cell junction; intermediate filament
Source: RefSeq, a predicted model, not a curated record